Messenger RNA from Penicillium argentinense, 378 nucleotides. Its product is annotated as endoribonuclease L-PSP. Lineage: Eukaryota; Fungi; Ascomycota; Eurotiomycetes; Eurotiales; Aspergillaceae. Gene Ontology annotation, cellular component: cytosol; mitochondrion. The record is from RefSeq and is a predicted model, not a curated record. Bases 1 to 378 code for a protein of 125 amino acids. The transcript has 4 exons. Gene Ontology annotation, molecular function: deaminase activity.
AUGUCCGAGGCUACGAUCAUUGUAUCCAAGGAGGCCCCUUUGCCCAUGGCCCCCUAUUCCCAAGCUGUCAAGACCCCGACUGCUAUAUACUUGUGCGGCCAGAUCCCCGUGACCGCAGACGGCAACUUCGUUCAAGGCUCCAUCGCCGAGAAGACUAAGCAGUGCUUGGCCAACUUGCAGGCUGUUCUCAUCGAGGCCGGCUCUUCUAUACAGAAAGUCGUCAAGGUCACCGUUUUCCUCACUGACAUGGCCUACUUUGACGAGAUGAAUGGGGAAUACGAAAAGUGGUUCAAGAAUAAGCCUGCCCGAAGCUGUGUCGCUGUUAAGGCGCUACCUAUGGGUGCGGACGUGGAGAUCGAGGCAAUCGCAUUGCCUUAA